Striga hermonthica is the source of this 1752-nucleotide messenger RNA. NCBI's taxonomy places the organism in Eukaryota, Viridiplantae, Streptophyta, Magnoliopsida, Lamiales, Orobanchaceae. The record is from the annotation of a GenBank genome assembly.
AUGUUGGGCCGGCCGUCUUUGACGCUUUACAGAAACGGGAGUUUCAGGGCCGAGAAUCUCGGCCCGAACGCCCUGGCCGUGAUUGGAAACCUAUGCUUCGCCCUCUUCGUCGUUGGCGUUUUAGUAUUCACCAUCAUAGCAGCCACCUACCAGCCGGAGGACCCCCUGUUCCACCCCUCCUCGAAACUCACCAGCUUCCUCUCCUCGGACUCCAACGCCACCUUCAAAUCCGAAACGGCCGUUGUCCGAACCGGCGAGGACUUUGUCGCCGUGAACCAGACCGCCUUCGACACCUUCAUCAACAUUACCGAUGUAGAAAACGCAAUCCCAGCAAUAAUUGAGCUCAAGGAGUCCAUUUCGGACCCCGAGAGUCGUGGCUGCAAGAUUGACGAGCCGAUCAGCUGCCGGGAUCCCGAUGUUUUCCAUCUGUUGAUGCGAUCGGCCAUCGAGCGGUUCAAGGACAUCCAUUUCUACCGUUUCGAAAGGCCCGUCGUGGGGAGAAACGGCAGCUCCUGCCACAUGGCGUGGAGGUUCAGGCCCAAGGAAAGUAAAGAGGCCGCGUUUUAUAAGGAUUACAGGAGUUUCACGCUUGAGAGGUCCGAGAACUGUACACUUACUGUGGUCAGGAUCGGAGGCUAUCAUUCGGGCGGGAAUGCAAGGAAUAAAAAAAGAAAGAGGGAAAAGAAUUCAGUGAAGCACAUGCCAGGGUUUGAGGGGUAUGAAAAAGUGUCUGUAUUUUCUUAUAAAGGGGUGGAUUCCCUCCCGGAAGUUGGCGAGACCGUAAAUGAUGUGCUUCCCACGGUUGAAUCAGAAGGUUCUUUUAGUCAGGGCAAGUAUUUGAUAUAUUCGGGUGGUGGGGACAGGUGCAAGAGCAUGAACCAGUAUAUAUGGAGUUUCAUGUGUAUGCUUGGGGAGGCACAGUAUUUGAACCGGACUCUGGUCAUGGAUCUGAGUAUUUGUCUGUCUAAAAUCUAUACCUCGUCCGGCCUAGACGAAGAGGGUAAGGAUUUUAGAUUCUACUUUGAUUUUGAGCACUUGAUGGAUUCGGCCUCUGUUUUGGACCAGAACCAGUUCUGGUCUGAUUGGGGCAAGUGGCGGAAGAAGGACAAGUUGAGCUUGCAUCUCGUGGAGGACUUUAAGGUUACUCCCAUGAAGCUUGCGGAUGUUAAGGAUACCCUGAUCAUGAGGAAGUUUGGGAGUGUGGAGCCCGAUAACUACUGGUACCGGGUUUGUGAGGGCGAGACCGAGAGUGUGAUCCAACGGCCAUGGAGUAUGAUCUGGAAAUCGAGACGGUUGCUAGAUGUUUCCUCGGCUAUUGCUGCCCGAAUGAAUUGGGAUUUCGACACGGCUCACGUCGAGCGAGGUGAAAAGGCAAGCAACAAGGAAUUAUGGCCUAAUGUCGAUAGGGACACUUCACCCGAUGCACUUUUGUCGACCUUGAAGCACAAAAUCGAGGACGGGAGGAACUUAUACAUAGCAACCAACGAGCCUGACACGUCGUUUUUCGACCCAUUGAAGGAUAAGUACACGACCCAUUUUCUCAAUGACUAUAAAGAUCUUUGGGAUCCAAACAGCGACUGGUAUUCCGAGAUGACCAAACUCAAUAACGGGAGCCCGGUUGAGUUCGACGGGUACAUGAGGAUUCAAGUUGAUAGUGAGGUAUUCUUGAAGGGCAAGAAGCAAAUCGAGACUUUUAAUGAACUUACCAGAGACUGCAAGGAUGGGUUCAACACAUGCACCUCCUCUAGUUAG